Messenger RNA from Aphidius gifuensis, 859 nucleotides. It is a transcript of the gene thoc7, whose product is annotated as THO complex subunit 7 homolog. Gene Ontology annotation, biological process: mRNA processing; mRNA export from nucleus. Gene Ontology annotation, cellular component: THO complex part of transcription export complex. The record is from RefSeq and is a predicted model, not a curated record. NCBI's taxonomy places the organism in Eukaryota, Metazoa, Arthropoda, Insecta, Hymenoptera, Braconidae. The transcript is spliced from 4 exons. The coding region runs from base 105 to 719 and encodes 204 amino acids.
AACAUUUAGAGAGGUUAUACUAAUUAAAAAAAAUAACAAAACAAAUAAUUCUUUUAAUUAUUGUAGCUUAAUAAAAUAUAUAAUUAAAUCAAAUUAACAAUACAAUGUCAGACGAAGAAAUAAUCAGACAAAGAUUACUGAUUGAUGGCGAUGGUCUUGGUGAUGAUCGAAGAAUAAAUCAAUUAUUAAAAUCAUUUUUAAAAUGGUCAAAUAGUCCAGAUAAUAAUAAUGCUCUUUAUACAACAAUACUUGCACAAUUAGCAGAAAUUGAAUUUACACAAAAUAAAUCAAGACUUGUAUCAGCAAUGAGACAAGAAGAAUUAAAAAAUUAUGAACAAUUAUCAAAUGAAAUUGAGGAUGAAAUUGAAAAAGCUAAAAAAUCCAUUGAAACAACAAAACAAGAAUUACAAAAUGCUAAACAAAUUAGAAAAAAUAGAAUUGAAUAUGAUGUUUUGGCUAAAGUUAUUAAUGAACAACCUGAUAGAAAAGAAACAAAUGCCAAAUUGGAAACAUUAAAAAAUGAACUUGGAACAUUAAAGGAAAAGUCUGAACAACUUGAGUAUAAAUUAGAAAUGCGUAGAAAACAAUUCCACGUGUUGAUAUCUUCAAUACAUUCAUUGCAAUCAAUGCUUGAUGAAUCUGAUGAAGAAAUAAUGGAUGUCAGUCUUGAAAAUUAUGAAGACGCAGAUGUAUCAAUGUCACCAAAAGACAUUGAAUAAUUAUCAUCAAUUAUAUUUUUUUAUAAAUACUUACAUCAUCAUUGGUAUCAAGACGUUUUGUAAAUUCAAGGAGUGUAUGUGAGCCACAUGUUAUUGUCGUCACAAUUGGAUGAAAUAAAGGACCAUCAGAAUGACCCUGA